AUGUGGCAAAUAAAACGAGCAAGGGAACAUGCGAAAAAUGUUGGUCCAGGGACACCAGUUGAGAAAGUGCAUCGCCAUCGCAUUCGCCUCAACAUGGCUAAAGUUGAUCAUUUUGUCAGUUUUAUCGACAGACCAUACUUUUAUCAAGAUACUUCCUAUGGUACAAGGAAAUUAAGUUUUGAUAGCGGUGAGAAAAUCAUCAUUCCAAAC
Messenger RNA from Paramuricea clavata, 210 nucleotides. Lineage: Eukaryota; Metazoa; Cnidaria; Anthozoa; Malacalcyonacea; Plexauridae. The record is from the annotation of a GenBank genome assembly.